Molecule: messenger RNA, 1362 nt
Organism: Vitis riparia (riverbank grape)
Lineage: Eukaryota; Viridiplantae; Streptophyta; Magnoliopsida; Vitales; Vitaceae
Product: receptor-like protein EIX1
Exons: 2
Coding region: 1-1362 (453 amino acids)
Molecular function (GO): protein binding
Source: RefSeq, a predicted model, not a curated record
AUGGUUGUAUGCUUCGUUGAACGCCUCCUUUUUAGCUUUCUUGUGCUUGUAGUGGUAUGUGCCAAAGCUGGGCUUGGAAACACUGUGGGGUGCAUAGAGAGGGAGAGAGAAGCUCUGCUUCGCUUCAAACAUGGCCUUGUGGAUGACUAUGGCAUUUUGUCUUCUUGGGACACAAGAGAUUGUUGUCGAUGGAGAGGAGUCCAGUGCAGCAACCAUACUAGUCAGGUGGUUGGGCUUUAUCUUCAAGAAGGUAGUUUGAGAGGUGAGAUAAGUUCUUCAUUGCUUGAAUUGGAGCUCUUAACCCAUUUGGAUCUCAGCUUUAAUGAUUUUGAAGGGAGUUCCAUACCUCCAUUCUUUGCUUGUCUCCCCAAAAUCCAAUACCUCAUUCUCUCUAAUGCCAAUUUCACUGGACGUCUUCCCAGCCAAUUCGGAAAUCUUUCCAACUUGCUUUCCCUUGAUCUCAGUGGUAAUUAUCAUUUGCAUUCUGGAAAUCUUGAGUGGCUUUCUCAUCUUUCAUCUUUAAGACACCUUGACCUGAAUUCUGUUAACCUCAGUAAAGCCAUCCACUGGUCACAAGCAAUUAAUAAACUCCCUUCUCUCAUUCACUUAAACUUACAAUACUGUAGCCUCCCUCCCCUCACCACUCCGUCUUUUUCCCCUGUUAAUUUCUCUGUCCCUCUUGCCUUCCUUGAUCUCUCUUGGAAUGAUCUCACUUCUUCAAUAUACCUAUGGCUAUUCAACUUUACUACCACCCUUGUUCAUCUUGAUCUCUCUUUGAAUGUUGAUUUAAAUGGUUUGAUUCCAGAGGCAUUUGGGAACAUGAGUUCCCUUGAAUAUUUUGAUCUCUCCUCCAAUCAACUUCAGGGUUCAAUUCCAGACACAGUUGGGAACAUGGCUUCUCUUGAAGAACUCUAUCUCCAUGACAAUAAACUUGAAGAUGAGAUUCCAAAAUCCUUGAGCAAUUUAUGCCAUUUACAAAAGUUAGCUUUGCAAAGCAACAAUCUCAGCGGACAGCUUCCACAAGACUUGCUGGCUUGUGCAAAUGACACAUUAGAGAUUUUGUAUUUAUCAUAUAACCAAUUCACAGGAUCAGUUCCUGAUCUCAUUGGAUUUUCAUCCUUGAGAGUGUUAUAUCUUGGUUAUAAUCAGCUAAAUGGAACAUUGCCUACAAGUAUUGGACACCUUACCAAACUUCAAUGGUUGGAUAUUGGUUCAAAUUCAUUGCAAGGUGUCAUCUCUGAGGCUCAUCUCUUUCAUCUAUCUGACUUGCACACUUUAGACUUAUCCUCCAACUCUCUCACUUUCAACAUGAGCUUGGAGUGGGAGAGCUGCCUCAUUGUCAGAAACAAUGGAAAAGCUUGA